UUAAAAAAAAACAUAUAAUAAUAUCCUCCACCUGAGAGACGUUCCUGCAUUUUCUCGGGAAAAUGCCAUUAGCAUAUCAUGGAUCGAGAAAAAUAAUUACCCUUCUGUUGCUCUCUGCAUAAAGAUCGAUCUCUCUGUUCCAAAGGUUUUACAUUUACUACUAACAAUUGACAAAGAAAGUGACCAUUCUCCUUUUCCUGAUCUCUAAUUUUUUUGGGGCGUGGUUGUGGAUCUAGGGCAUUUUGUGUCCCAAUCUCAAAUUAUCAAUCUGCUAUGACGGAGUUCUAGGGUUUUGGUGCCUCUUUUCGCUCGAAACUGUUGCAAUGUUUAAGCAAUUUCUCAGUAAACUUCCUCGGAAGUCAUCGAAAUCCGACUCCGUUGGUACGCCGAGGAGUAGUUCUCGCAAUAGCUCGUCCCCCAGUGGCGGUCGGUUACAACGUACAAGAAGUGAUAGUGGGGUUUCUUCUACCCGGGCCAACGCUGCAAAACGGACAUCAUCAUCAGUGUUUCCAUCGAGUGUUGUGGUUGGAACUGAGCAUUUGUUAGCCUUCAAAGAUGUUCCCAAUUCAGAGAAAUUGAAUCUCUUUAUCAGUAAGUUGAGUCUCUGUUGUGUGGUUCUUGACUUCACUGACCCAAAUAAGGAUAUAGAAGAGAAAGAUCUUAAACGUUUAACAUUGAUUGAGCUCUAUGAUUUUGUUGCUUCUGCUCCUCCUAAGUUUACAGAACCAGCAAUUGUUGCUAUGUGUAAAAUGUGUGUUAAUAAUUUGUUUAGGGUUUUUCCACCUAAUAAUCAGUCUAACCCAAGUGGUGGUGAAAAUGAGGAUGAUGAACCAAUGUUUGAUCCAGCUUGGUCACACUUACAAGUUGUGUAUGAUCUAUUGCUUAAAUUUGUGACUUCUCCUUCCCUAGAAGCAAAGAUAGCGAAAAAGUAUAUAAACCAUUCGUUUAUUUUGAAUUUGCUUGACCUCUUUGAUUCCGAGGAUCCUAGAGAAAGAGAAUGCUUGAAAACUAUUCUGCACCGGAUUUACGGGAAGUUCAUGGUUCACAGGCCUUUUAUCCGGAAGAGCAUUGGUAAUGUCUUUUAUUGCUUUAUAUUUGAAACCGAGCGACAUAAUGGAGUUGCUGAAUUGUUGGAGAUUUUCGGGAGUGUAAUUAGUGGGUUCGCGUUACCUUUGAAGGAGGAGCACAAGAUCUUCUUGUGGAGGGCUUUGAUUCCUCUACAUAAGCCCAAAUCUUUGGGAGCGUAUUUUCAACAAUUGUCUUUUUGUAUUACACAGUUUAUAGAGAAGGAGCCAAAAUUAGCUAGCACUGUGGUAAGGGGGUUGUUGAAAUAUUGGCCAAUUACGAAUAGCCAAAAGGAGGUGAUGAUACUUGCCGAGUUGGAAGAGAUUCUGGAAGGAAUUAACAUGGGAGAGUUCCAAAAGGUCAUGGUUCCAUUAUUCUGGCGGAUUGGGUAUUGCAUCAACAGUUCCCACUUUCAGGUGGCUGAAAGGGCACUAUUCUUAUGGAAUAGUGACCAAAUUGUGAACCUUAUUGCGCAUAAUCGGCGUGUUAUCCUACCAAUCAUAUUCCCAGCACUGGAAAAGAAUGCUCGGAGCCAUUGGAACGCUUCAGUGCUCAACUCAACUCUAAAUGUGAGGCAGAUGUUCACAGAGAUGGAUGAAGAGCUGUUCCUGGCUUGCCAUGCCCAUUUUGAGGAGGAACAAGCGAGUCUAAGCUUGGUGGCAGAGAAGCAGAAGCAAACUUGGGAGCGAUUAGAGAAUGCAGCCAGCCUCCAGCCAGUAACAGGAAAAACUGCUGUUCUGGUAACCCCCUCCAUUACCCGCAAUGUGUCAUUUUAGUCUGUGCUUGCUUAGGCUCUUUUUCUUUCGUAAUUUCACUAUUUAGUCCUUUUCUUUUGGGUGGUGGAGAAAAACAAACUACAUGAAAUUUAUGGGUAUGUAUAGCUGUUAUCUGGGGAAAACUUGUUCACUUUUGCCAAUGAUGGUCCAGUGACAGCCUGUUGUAACUUCUUUGAUUCCACCUGUUUCAUCAUUUAGGGGAGUUCGAUUUCCUUGAAUGAAAGGGCCAUCUAGUGGAUUACAUAA
Camellia sinensis is the source of this 2087-nucleotide messenger RNA. RefSeq names its product serine/threonine protein phosphatase 2A 57 kDa regulatory subunit B' kappa isoform. Gene Ontology annotation, cellular component: protein phosphatase type 2A complex. Gene Ontology annotation, molecular function: protein phosphatase regulator activity. The record is from RefSeq and is a predicted model, not a curated record. NCBI's taxonomy places the organism in Eukaryota, Viridiplantae, Streptophyta, Magnoliopsida, Ericales, Theaceae. Gene Ontology annotation, biological process: signal transduction.